Molecule: messenger RNA, 851 nt
Organism: Zingiber officinale
Lineage: Eukaryota; Viridiplantae; Streptophyta; Magnoliopsida; Zingiberales; Zingiberaceae
Product: RING-H2 finger protein ATL2-like
Exons: 1
Coding region: 55-714 (219 amino acids)
Source: RefSeq, a predicted model, not a curated record
GAAUAAUCCAGCGGAGCAGAGAACAGAGGAGUAGGAUCGAUCUCGACGGCCGCCAUGUCCAAUCGCGAUAGCUCCGGCGGUGGGUGGUUCGUCUACGACGAGAGCAGCGACAGCUACGAUCUCAACACGCGGAUCCUCGCCGCCGCCGUCAUCUUCCUCGCGGUCGUCGUCCUCCUAGUGAUCGUCCUCCACCUCUACGUCCGCCAUGUGUUCUUCCGCCGCCGCCGCAAUAACCUCGAGGCCUCGGCGGCCUCCGGCCGCCGCUUCCUCCGCUUCUACGUCACCGACCCCGCGCACGACGACCACGUCGCUCCCGGGCUCGAUCCCUCCGCCAUCGCCGCGCUCCUGGCGCGCCCUUACCGGUCGACGGCGGGCGGCGACGGCGAGUGCGCCAUUUGCUUGAGCACGGUGGAGGACGAGGAGAUGGUGCGGGUGCUCCCGGGCUGCGGCCACCUGUUCCACGUUGGGUGCAUCGACAUGUGGCUGGGCUCGCACUGCACUUGCCCGGUGUGCCGGGUAUCGGUGGAGCCCCCGUCGGCGACUGCCGCGGCGGAGGACGGCUGCGAAGCGACUACUCCGGCGUCUCAGGAGGAAGCGACGUUGGCAGCGAAAGAAUCAGAGUCGGCGUCGUCGUUCACGAGAAUUCUCAGCUGGGAGAGGUCAACGGCGAGGAGGCCGCAAGGGCAAGGCAUAGAAGACUUGGAGAGACAGUAAAAAGAAAGCUACUCAUAUAAAUCAGGAUUUUCACUGAUCACAAUUAUAUACGUAUAUAUUUUUUCACCCUAUUAAGAAAUCGUACAAUCAUUUGUUUUGACAGAUAUAUAAUUUUCUUUCGUCUAUUCGCCGGAAUC